AUUACAGACUUACAGAGUGUUCCACUUCAUUAAUACAUGGGAUAAGGUAGUGGGACUCCUCAUGUCUCUAGCUUCAGACGCCCACAAAUGAACUGCCAAUAAUUCCAGAGUUUUUUAUUCCUAAAAUUUCAUAUACUAACUGCGUUUCUUUUGCUUCUAUUUACUAUCUGAUUUCUUCUGGAAAAAAAACAUCCCAAAUUUUACUCCAAGGUACGCACUCACUUCUGUGAUUGGAAAAUGGUGCAGAGCAACUGUUUGAUUGGGAUGUACAGUAGAACUCAUAGUGCAUUCACUGAUUGUUCUUUUGCUUUACUCCAAAACUUUUAUUUUGAUUAUAGUGAUUUGGAGUUCAAUUGGUUUCCCAUAAUGUAUUAAUCUAAUCAUAUUCGCGUUUUGAAUCUCCUACGCAGCUUUGCUUUAGAAAAACAUCAAAUUCCUCUGGUGAACUCAAAAUCAGCUUUGAAAGCUCCAAUGAUUCCUUUUGAGUUCCUUGACUGUCAUUCAAAGAGAGGUGUAGGGGAAGCUGAAACAUUCUUUCCUGCCAUUAAUCCGAAGCUAAUUCAUUUCGAUGAUAUAUACUCAUUGACCAAAGGUGGUUUUGUGAGUAUAGAGGAGGACCAUUCAGCUGAUUCGUGUAGAGGAAGGAAGCAUUACCGUCCAGGUGAAUGUGGGUUAGAAGAGCAGGAAAGGAGCAGCAAGCAGAGUGCAGCUUAUAAGGAGGAGGAGGAUUUAUCAGAGAUGUUUGAUAAGGUUUUGAUGUGUACUGAUGAUAAUGCCAAUGGUCCAUCUGGAGCUUGCAAACAACGACAGAAAGAGCGAAAUGGUCGCAAGAUUCGUUCAAAUAAACGAGGAAAUGGUAAUGAAAUUGUUGAUCUCCAGUCUCUUUUGAUUAGUUGCGCAAAAUCUGUUGCUGCUGGUGAUUACGGGGCUGCAUUAGAGCAACUAAAGAGGGUCAGGCAGCACUCUUCACCUGUAGGUGAUGCAAACCAACGGGUGGCACAUGCAUUUGCUGAUGGUCUUGAGGCCCGGAUAGCUGGAACUGGGGCACAACUUUAUCCUUCAUCAUUGUAUCAAAAUAAGAUCCUAAUUUCCGAAAUGCAGAAAUCCCAUUUGUCAUCAUCCUUGCCAUUUAUGAGGAUAUUAAUAUUCUUUGCAAAUAAAAUGAUUUACAAAGUAGCGUCAAGAGGAGCAUCACUGCACGUUAUAGAUUUUGGUAUUCUGCAUGGCAUCCAAUGGCCCACUCUUAUUCGAGAUCUUUCACAAAGACCCGGUGGCCCUCCAAAACUCCGAAUAACUGGGAUUGAGCUUCCCCAACCUGGUUUUCGUC
Messenger RNA from Cuscuta epithymum, 1327 nucleotides. NCBI's taxonomy places the organism in Eukaryota, Viridiplantae, Streptophyta, Magnoliopsida, Solanales, Convolvulaceae. The record is from the annotation of a GenBank genome assembly.